UCGAGCAAAGAUCAACGACGAACCAUUACUCGCACGCAUCGCAGGUCAAAAAUCGUAAGUUUUCAUCGCCGUCGUCGGUUUCAUCGCGUUUCUCCGCCUUCCUGGGAGUUAUAAAAUAAUUUUGAUAGUUUAGUGUUAUUAUGGUUUAAUUCAGUGUGCUGAUUGGUCCGGGCAAGAUGUUUUAAUUGACGUGGGUGGCUGGAAGUGCGAUUCGCGAAUUAAGUAAUGCUCGCUCCCGGUGCGCGCACAGUUACGAGUGCCCAUUUAAGUAAUUAGCCAAUUAAUAUGCACGUCAGGAGCACGCUGGUGGAAAUAGUUACCGUGCCAUAAUAGAAUAACGACAUACGUCUGCCAGAAGCGCAACAUAUUUGGAACGCAGUUACGGAGAGCAAAUAGCAAUAUAGUAAUAUGUAGCAAUGCAGUUGGACGCACUGGAUCUAAGUUUUUGACGGCGAAAAAAAGUGCAUUCAAAGUGUAUUCUGGGGAGUAGGAACGCAUUCCCGACUCGAUCAACAAUUGAAUUGUCGAGCAGUAGGAUCAGGAGUGAUCAGCGCGCAUUGCUGGUUUAAUAAGGAUCUUGAAAGGACGCAUCUAUUCAUGCAUGCCGCAAAAUGGGACCCCAAUCAAUGUUGUCGCCGGUGACCCUACUAUUGGUUUUGCUCGGAAUCACAAUCCACGCGAAAGAAUAUACCCCGUCCACCAAUCUCAUAACCCCUGCGGACUCUCCCCGGCUGGAGUCCAUCAAUGGAACCCGUAAUUUCCGCAUGCACGGUAAGAAAGGUAAAGAUGACAAAACCUGGUUCGAUGGGCGCGAAAUGCGCUACAUCUACUGCGUAAGGCCGGCCAAGUGCGAACCGAUCCGUCACAAGUCCUGUCUUGGUUCUCCGCUGCCGUACUCCUCCAUAAGUCUCGAUCUCACAGACUCCUUCAGCCAGGAGCAAACCCAUGACAAACUGUACCAGUACAAUGCGUUGCGCCACGUGCCCAAGUGUUGGGCUGUUAUACAGCCAUUUUUGUGCGCAGUGUUUACACCGAAAUGUGAGAAAAUCAACGGCCGUGACAUGGUCUACUUGCCGUCCCUGGAGAUGUGCAAGAUCACACUCGAACCGUGCCGGAUUCUGUACAAUACCAGCUACUUCCCGGAGUUCCUUAAGUGCAACGAAACGUUGUACCCCUCGAAGUGCAACAACGAUGUGCGGGAGGAGAUGAAGUUCAACGCAACCGGGCAGUGUUUGAAGCCGUUGGUCGCGGCGGAAUCUCCUGCGAAUUAUUAUAAAGACAUCGAGGGAUGCGGUCUGCAGUGUAAGGAUCCUCUCUACAACGAUCAUGAGCAUCGACAGAUUCACAAGUUGAUCGCGUGGGGUGCUGGCGUGUGUUUGACGUUCAACUUGUUCACGAUCGCUACGUUCGCGAUCGAUUGGCACAAUGCGAACAAGUACCCGGCGCUGGUGAUUUUCUAUAUAAAUUUUUGCUUCUUGGUGUCCUGCUUAGGUUGGCUUGCUCAAUUCACGCCCGGUGGACGGGAGGACAUCGUUUGUCGGAAGGAUGGAACACUUCGCAUUUCCGAGCCUAGUGCGGGCGAGAACCUGUCAUGUAUUGUGGUGUUCAUUUUGGUUUAUUACUUCCUGAUUGCGGCAAUGGUUUGGUUUGUUAUUUUUACUUACGUAUGGCACAUGAGUUUCAAAGCGAUUGGCAAGAUCCAGGACCGGAUUGAUAAGAAGGGAUCGUACUUUCACUUGAUAGCGUGGUCGCUGCCCCUGGUGCUGACAAUUACAAUCAUGGCCUUGAGCGAGAUCGAUGGCAACAGCACAGUAGGGAUAUGUUUCGUGGGUUACUUGAACCAUCCGAUCAGGGCAGGUUUCCUUUUGGGUCCUGUGGUAUGUGUUCUGUUCAUCGGUGGUUAUUUCUUGGGACGGGGUCUGUUAACGUUGAUCAAGCUGAAGAUAUCCAGUAAAGAGAUCAUAUCGGCUCGUGCGAGUAAGAAAAUCAGGCAAACCAUCGUCCGUAUGGGAAUCUGCACGAUGUUUACAUUUGUUUUCAUAAUCGCUACUGUCUUUUGCCACAUUCACGAGUUCAAAAAUAGCGAAAGCUGGACACUAGCGUUAAAGAACUACAUCAUUUGUCAGAUAUCGUCUACCUAUACGGAUGUAACGAGUGCCUGCAAAAUCCACAGCCGUCCAAGUGUGGCAGUACUUCAGAUUCAUUUGAUUUGCCUGUUUGCGUCCGGAAUAGUGAUGUCUUCGUGGGUCUGGACUAAUUCUACUCUGGAAACUUGGGGUCGUUAUUUUCGGAGGCGCUUCCGACCAGAUGUCGAGGAACCCGUGAAGCUACAGAAGCAUAAAGUUAUAGCUCAGGCAUUUGCGAAGCGGAAGGAAUUUCAGAACCAAGGACGACUUUCGAUCUCCUUUCACAACUCCCAUACCGAUCCCGUUGGUUUGAAGUUUGACAUCAAUUCGGCCAUGGGGAGCCAUGACUUUAGUUCAACGUGGGCGAAUAAUCUGCCAAGGUUCGUCAACAGAAGAUAUGCCUUGACGGGUGCUGCUACGAGCUCUAGCCAUGAUCCAAGGAAAAAUUCCGUAGACUCGGAGAUAAGUUUCAGUGUGCGGCACGUUUCGGUGGAAUCCAGAAGAAACUCUAUAGACUCCCAGGUUUCGGUGAAAAUAGCUGAAAUGAAGACAAAGGUCGCUAGUAGAAGCCGAAGUGGAGUUAGCAGCAGCAAGCAUCAUCACAAGAACCGUCAUCAAAGAAGACGAGACUUUGCCGCUUCUGGUAGAAGGUAUAGUCGUAAAGAAAGCAGCACUUCGGUAGAAUCUCAAAUCAUAACGGCAAUCCAAAAGGGAAGGCAUACGUCUAGUGGAAAUAGUCAAUUUUUCGGGGCAAACAACUUGCAGCGAAGAACAGGCAUAGGAGGGAUGGACGCUGAUCAACUCAACGAUAUUAUUUCCAAUGGUAAAUUGCUGCUUCCCUUCCUGCAUCAGCCCGGCUUGACGACAUCAGAAGAUGAGAACGUUUCCAACGCAUCAUUCAAAGUUCAGGAUUCAAAGUUCGAUGUCAUUCUGAAGCACAGAGCUGCGGGACCUAGUCGUAUUGAUUCGCAAAACACAGGGUGCCAAAUCGAGGAAUACCAUUCCAGUGAUGAUGACGAAAAAAUGAGCUUACAACAAACCAGCAGGGACGACUUCAAUCCUAUGAAAGAUGGUAUGAAAAGCAGUAAAGAAGGAGGGCGAGGCAGCAAAAACAGCUCAAAGAGUGUUCGAAGCAAAAAAUCAUCAUCACGACAGGGAACUAUCAGGAAAUCGCAAAAGCAUUCCCGAACAAGUCAGAAAAGUCAACGUAGCGAGAAGAAGAAAAAAGCACGGGAGCGUGAACGGGAGAAGGAGCGCGAAAAAGAACGUGAGAAGGAACUGCAACUCAUCGAGUGCAACAAUAUUACCGAUUUUAAUGACUCCUCGUUCACUUCGUACUGUUCAGAACUUUCUCCUCUCAACGUGAACAGUUCCUAUUCUGGCAUUUCGUUGGCAAAAACGAAUUCGCGAAACUCCAAGCGUAGCUGCGAUGUUGGAAUACAAGCGAAUGCUUAUGAGAUCGCCACCCGAACGAUGUCCUCGUUUGAGUUCAACGAGAAAGCUCUGAAAAAUGAAGAAAACGAAGACAUCUACACGGAAAAUCACCAACUCCUCGGGCCCAAAAUGGUCACACAAGUCGUUCAAACCCCGCGUAAACGUGACAUCGUAGACGUAAGCUUAACCGAAGCGGAGAAGCUCAAACAGCUCCUCCUUCCAUCCAAGUGAUCAAAACACGUGCGACUAAAAUACUCAUACAUUAUUCGAAUAUUUUCCUAUACUUAUGUGUCAUUUUAAAUACUAUGUAUACAAACUAAAGAGUAGAUCUACAUGCGAAGUGCAUUUAGCGUUAUUUAACCUUGUAGUGAAACGCAAAAGUGCGUUUUUAUCUAGUUUAACUGUAACUUCAAGAAUCUCUGCGAGAUUCUGAAAACCAACAUUUUUGGUCAUAAUACAACGAAUAGUGCUCUUUUUGUAUGAUCAGGACAAAAGCACCGACUGCACUUUAACAAUACAACGAAUCAAAGAGAAGCAUUUACUCUGAAUUGGUGAAUUUCAUCAUCAUAAUCUCCUGAAAAGUAGAAUAUAAGGUAACACAAAAAUAGAGACAAUCCUCUAACAAUAAAGGCGUAAGACUGAUUUUAAACGCAAACGAUGAACAAACAGCGUACCAAGAUACACCUGAGAAAAAAUACACAAAUAAUCAACCUCCGAAUUACGAAAUCAAAAAUAAAGGUUCAAGUGUUUUGUAACUGAAAAAUGCUAUACUAUUUUUAUAUGUAGAAUGUUUUAUAUUGAAUGAACCUUUUUACUUGGGACAUCACUUUUAUAUUUGGAACGCAUUUAUUGAAGAAAUUUAUCAUUCAUGGAUACUAACGAUUGACAAUUGUUCGUGUGAAGAGUUCUAACCAGCUGUAAAGAAAAAUAUACGUCGGUUAUUAUCUGUA
Armigeres subalbatus is the source of this 4510-nucleotide messenger RNA. RefSeq names its product protein smoothened (gene smo). The transcript has 5 exons. Gene Ontology annotation, biological process: central nervous system development; pattern specification process; commissural neuron axon guidance. The record is from RefSeq and is a predicted model, not a curated record. NCBI's taxonomy places the organism in Eukaryota, Metazoa, Arthropoda, Insecta, Diptera, Culicidae. Gene Ontology annotation, molecular function: transmembrane signaling receptor activity; patched binding. Bases 612 to 3791 code for a protein of 1059 amino acids. Gene Ontology annotation, cellular component: cilium; dendrite; plasma membrane.